Messenger RNA from Saccoglossus kowalevskii, 9033 nucleotides. RefSeq names its product extracellular matrix protein 3-like. Gene Ontology annotation, biological process: cell communication; anatomical structure morphogenesis. NCBI's taxonomy places the organism in Eukaryota, Metazoa, Hemichordata, Enteropneusta, Harrimaniidae. Gene Ontology annotation, cellular component: membrane. The record is from RefSeq and is a predicted model, not a curated record.
AUGGAUCAUAGGAAUCGCUGGUCGCCUCUGUGUUGGCGAUUUCUUGUAUUCUGCUGUGUUCUCUUGAAUUUUUCGCGAGCGCAACAGGACUCGAUUGAAGACCUUAUUAUUGUUCGUAAUUCUGGCAUUGCAGUACCUUUCGGUAGGGAAAAACUUGUAGACCCGGUGAGUGAGUUACAUAUUGCCGUUCAGCCAGGUGAUCGAUGUGGCGUUAGUGUAUUGUAUAACGAUCCACUAUCACAGUGGCCCGGACGACUGUCACCGAACAGUUUCCCUUGCGAAUUUCAAUACGGACUCGUUAAAUAUUCGCAUUUUGGGUCUCGGCGACCGCAGACAGACAGGGUAAAACUACAACUUCGUUAUGAUACUCCAACUGACACCUUCAUUAUUCCAUUCAUGAUUGAUGUCAAAGUGGAAGCCAUACAACUGGAAAUUGUUACUAGAAAUAUUCCACUUCAAGUCCAACAACUUAUGGGUACAAGUGACAUUAUCGAUGAUUCCAAGUUAGAGUUCACGUACGACCGUGCGUCCGAACGAUGUAAAGUAACCAUUCUCAGCUCCAACAGUGGAUAUCCGAAAUAUGGCCAUGUUAUCAACAUCGCGGACAGGGAACAAGGUGUUAUGAUGGACUGUGACGAUUUCUUGGAUGCCGGUAUUCGCUAUCGACACACCGCUGAAACCAACUCACCGCGUGAAGAUUUUAUUCCUAUGGUUGUGGAAUUGCUGGAUCGAAACGGGAAUCGAGUCAAGCAGGAAUACUUUCAAAAGAUGGUCAGAAUCGUCCCAGGCCAGGAAAACAAUCCACCAAAGCCAAGUCCUACCGCAUUGCUGCUAAUGGAAGUCGACCAGUUUGUAAUGACUGCCAUUACCACGGAUAUUUUAGCUGCUCAGGACCUAGAAUCUGACCCAGAUAAGUUAAUUUUCAAUAUAACAUCACCAUUAGGGCCUGGGGAAGGCUACCUUGUUAGUACAGAUGAUCGCAAUCUAGCUAUUUCAUCUUUUUACCAAAAAGACAUCCGAGAACUAAAAAUUGCUUACGUUCCACCGAGUGAAGAUUCAAACGAACAGAGAAUUUUUCAAAUUGAGUUUGAAAUUGUGGACACUGAACUUGCAACCUCUGAGCCCUUCACACUUAUGAUACUUGUCAAACCAAUGAACACGCUGGCGCCAGUGGUAACCAGAAAUACAGGUAUGAUGCUAUUUGAGGGUCAAUCACGACCGUUUCUCAGCUCUGUUAAUUUAGAAAUUUCCGAUGAGGAUAACUUAGAAGAUGUUCGGGUCACUGUGUUGGACGGGCUCCGACAUGGCGAGCUUCUGAUCAAUGGCAGACGGCAGAAAUUCUUCACCGCUGCAGACUUGGUAUCUGGUGCUGUUGUGUAUCAUCAUGAUGGCACCGAUACGUACAGUGACAAUAUUAUUUUUCGAAUGACUGAUGGUGAGAAUGAGGUAGAAUUCCUCUUUCCCAUCACCAUUGCUCCAGUAGAUGAUGAACCACCGAUAGUCAAUGUAAAUACCGGUCUAAUAAUCAAUAAAGGUGAAGUGGUACCCAUUACCCUCUUCACCUUAAGCGCAACUGACGUGGACUCUGAUGAUGCAACCAUAAUGUUUAUCAUUGAAGCUCCUUAUUCCACUAAAGGGGAAAUCAUUAGGCGACAACUUGAGAUCCCUUCUGACCCCCAGAACUGGCAAUUUGUCGAUAAUUACUAUGAGCAACCAGUGACCGAAUGGCUACAAGAAGAAAUUUUUAACGAUAAAAUUUACUAUCGUCACAUUGGACCUCAUAAUACUGAAGUAAUUGUGGAUCAGUUUCAGUUCAGAGUUGCGGACAAAAACGAUCCUCCGAACAUUUCACCAGUACAUACGUUUUACGUGAAAGUCAGACCAGUUGAUGACCAACCUCCAUAUCUGUAUCCGGAUACAGCAUUACAGAUGGUAGUCGAUGAGUUCGAACUUACUUCAAUUACAAAGAAAUUUCUCCGCUACACAGAUUUAGAUUCGGAUGAUAGAGAACUGAAAUAUACACUGACUGAGCUGCCGUUUGACAGUGAUUUAGGCAAUCCUUUACCAGCUGGUGAAAUUGUACUUUUUGAAAAUCCAGAUAGUCCAGUUGUAAUGUUCACUCAAGCACAGUUGAACCAUCUGAAAAUAGGCUACAAACCUCCUCCAGUCGAGUUAGGUAUCACGCCAAGAGUAAUCCAGUUUAUAUAUUCCGUACAAGAUCCCGCAGGAAACAUAGUUUCUGGCCAACGCUUCACAAUUUUUUUGCGUCCAAUAGACAAUAAACCACCCACUAUAACUAACACUGGAUUUACUGUGUUUGAACAUGGCACUAUGGUAAUCAGCCCAACUAUGCUGGAUGCAACAGACCCAGACACUGACCUCGGGCUCAUUAUCUUUACUGUCACUGAAUUACCUAAAUAUGGUUAUUUAAACUAUGAUGGAGUGGAAAUGAUCGUUGGUGAUAUAUUUGUACUCGAAGAUAUUCAGAAUGGCCGCAUUUCAUAUGUAAAUAGUGGCGCUGAAGAACUAGGUGAUACUAUCCUACUGGAUGUCAGUGAUGGCGUUCAUAUUGUUCCAGUGAUUAUCCGAAUCAACGUGCGCCCAAUAGACGAUGAAGCACCAACAUUGGAUCUACCACCAGGUACGGUAGGAUCCCAAUUUGAGGUAUUAGAAGGUGGCAGUACUUUGAUUACAACUGACGUACUCAGCGCUUCUGAUCCAGAUACUGACAAUUUAAUGUUGACUUUCAUCAUUUCAAUACCUCCUUUAAUGGGCAUCAUUGAGCGUAAUGGCUUACCCACAGAUCGCUUCACCCAGCAAGAUAUUGUGAAUGGAUUAGUUGUUUAUCGACAUACGAGUGGCGAAAUCGGGUUGCGUAAACGAGAAGAUAAUUUCAUCCUGAUGCUGUCGGACAUGUCAGAUGAUUGGGUUGUUGGUGGAAAUCGAAUCACUGAGGUGGCAGUUUAUGUCACGAUUUUGCCUGUUGAUAGCCUAGCUCCAAAUGUAACAGUCGGACUUCCAUAUGUCGUGUACGAGGGUGACAAAAAUGUCAUCACCUAUAACUUGGAUGCCACCGAUUUUGAUACUGUUGAUGAUGAAAUAACUUGUACAAUUAUCGUGCAACCUACGCAUGGAUAUGUGGAAAACAUAUCUCCAGGUCCUGGAUCCGAAAAAUCACGCUCUGGAAUGCCUAUCAGCGCAUUCACUAUAAAUGACAUUCGUCAGCAUCAUAUUAAUUACGUACAAAGCAUACACCAAGAAAUCGAACCCGUUGAAGAUCGCUUCACGUUUCAUUGUUCUGAUGGCAUAAAUUUUUCUCCAAAUUAUUUCUUUCCAAUUGUCAUUGAACCAGUCAAUGAUGAAGAACCUGAGGUGUUCAUGCGUGAGUUCGUAGUAAUGGAAGGAAUGAACCUGGUCAUAGAUACCCCCAUCUUAAAUGCUAUUGACUUGGAUGUGCCUGCGGAUGAACUCCACUUCUUUAUUGUAAAACAGCCAGAGCAUGGUCUUAUCGAACAACAAAGGCCAACAGGAGCGAUACCAGUUUCAAAUUUCACAUUAGAUCAGAUUAUUCAAGGAUCGGCAAUAGUUUAUAAACACGAUGACUCUGAGACGUUCGAAGAUUCUUUCACUAUUCGGCUUACCGAUGGUAUUCAUGAAGUAGUGAAAGUUAUUCUCAUCAUGGUGAUACCAGUUGAUGACGAAACACCAAGACUAACCAUCAAUAACGGUUUAGAUAUUGACAUUGGGGAAGCUCACCUCAUAACAAACGAUAUCCUCAAAGCGACAGAUUUAGACUCACCAGAUCCUAGCCUUACUUUUAUUGUAAGGUACGGCCCACGUCAUGGAUUCUUACAACGUCUUAACAAUGAUGGUACCGUUCUCCAAAAUAUAACAAUCGGUAUGAAUUUCACACAGUCGGAAAUUGACAAUAAUCUUAUUCGCUAUAUACACACAGGCCACGAAGGUGUACGUGAUCUCAUUAAAUUUGAUGUGACUGAUGGAAAGAACCCUCUCAUUGACAGAUACUUUUAUGUCACCGUUGACAAUAUUGAUAUGAUCUUCCCGGACGUCAUCAAUAAAGGUGUAGAACUCCAUGAAGGUGGAAGGGUAAUUCUCACAACCGACUUGCUAAGUACAACCGAUCUUAAUAGUGCUGAUGAGCAUUUGGUGUUUACCGUUAAACGUACUCCAAUCAAGGGUCAUCUUGAGAGCACUGAUCACCCAGGUAUGCCGAUUGUAACAUUUUCGCAGUUGGACUUGGCUGGUAACAAAAUAUAUUACAUCCAUACAAGCGAUGAUGAAAUCAAAAUGGACAGUUUUGAGUUUGAAGUCACUGACGGUUUCAAUCCCGUAGUCCGUACUUUCCGUAUCUCUAUCAGUGACGUUGAUAACAAAAAACCUGUACUGUUCUUUGAAGAUCUUUACGUGAAGGAAGGUACCAAUAAGUUGAUCACACCUUUUGAGUUACGAAUUGACGACCGUGACACUUCUGAUGAACUGUUGCAGUUUACCAUCACUCAGGUGCCAGUCCACGGUAAUAUCCUGUGGAACUACACCAAUGCCGUGACAACAUUCACCAUGGAGGACCUGAACCAAAAUUUCAUCAGCUACCAACAUGACGGAUCAGAGACGACUCACGAUAGCUUCUCGUUUAUCAUCACUGAUGGCACACACACAGACUUUUACGUUUACCCCGAAACCACUUACACUACUAAGAGACCACAGAUGAUUGACAUUAAUAUCAUCCCAGUGGACAACGGCAUUCCACAAAUUGUCACAAACAAAGGCGCCACAACCAUCGGCAGAUUGGACACUGGUCACCUGGGCUAUAGGAUUACUAACAAAGCGCUGAAAGUUGAAGAUCGAGACACUGACGACCGUACAUUGGUAUACAUGAUAACUACACCACCACAGCAUGGCUAUCUUAUUAAUGUUGAUUAUGGAAACCACAGUAUCACAAACUUUACACAAGGUGACGUGGACGAUAUGCUGAUACAUUACGUCAUAUUUGAUAACACCAAUGCCACAGGUGAUAUCUUUUUCUACAAAGUCACAGACACAGGUGACAAUACAUUGGCCAAUCAGCUGUUCCGUCUCAACUGGGCUUGGAUCUCACUGGAGAAGGAUAUCAUGAGCACUGUUAUCAGUGAUAAUAGAAUAAAGACGGUUGAUGGAACAGCAGUGAAAGGCGAAGAUUUCAAUGGAAAGUCUGCCAGGCAGGUUCAGUUCAACCCAGGACAGACUGUGGGUAAUUGGAGAGUGAAGAUUUUAAAAGAUGAUGAGUUUGAAGAAGUGGAAACAUUCCAGUUAAUCCUGCAUGAUCCUGUGAUGGGUGCAUUGGAACAUCCAGACGUAGCUCUUGUGGAAAUACACGAUUAUGAAGACGAAUCCACAGUUUGUGUUGAUUUACCAGAUAGUUAUAAGAUUGAGGAGAAUAUUGGUGAACUUCUGAUACCGAUAAAGCGUACUGGUGAUCUUAGUAAAGAAAUGAUGGUCAUCUGUUCUACUGUACCAGGCACUGCUUCUGGUACUGACCCAUCACCUGUGUUAUCUUACUCCGAUUACAUAAGCCGUCCCGAAGACCACACAAGUUUUGUUCGCUUUGACCGUGACCAAGCUGAAGCAUUUUGUCGGAUAGUUAUCAUCGAUGAUUCGCUGUACGAGGACGAGGAGACCUUCCAGGUGAAGCUGAGUAUGGCGAUGGGGGGCGUUAUCUGUGGAAAAUCCUCUACUGAUGUGGUCAUAUUGCAAGAUUCCGAUGACGAACCAUCAUUUUAUUUUGGUGAUACCGAAUAUGAAGUUGAUGAAAGUGAAAGCUAUGUAGAAGUGAAAGUAUGGCGUACUGGUACCGAUUUAUCCAAGAUGGCCAGUGUCACAGUCAGAUCCAGAAAAUCAGAUCCAGAAUCUGCCAUCGCUGGUCAAGAUUACAGCGCUAUCAGUAAAAACCUGGAUUUUGCUCCUGGAGUAACGAUGCAAACGGUGAGGAUAACGAUUCUAGAUGAUCUAGGACAGCCAGUGUUGGAAGGACCUGAAACGUUUCAGUUGGUUCUAAGAAUGCCAAUGGGAGCUGUGUUAGGUGAUCCAAGCACUGCUGUGGUCACCAUCAAUGACUCCAUAUCAGAUUUACCCAAGAUGGAGUUCCGUGAUCCAACCUACAUGGGUUUUGAAAACGAUGGCAGAAUAACCACUUACGUUAUACGUACUGGCGAUAUCAGUCAUACUUCCACUGUCAGAUGUUAUACUCGACAAGGCACAGCGCAAGUCAUGAUGGAUUAUGAUGAACGACCCAACACUGAUGCAUCCAUUAUAACCUUUCUACCAGGUGAACAGGAAAAGCCAUGUGUUGUUGAGUUGAUGGACGAUGAUCUUUAUGAAGAAGAUGAACAGUUCAGACUUGUGUUGGGAUCUCCUGGAAGUGAUUCAGCAUUAGCUGCAAUGGUUGGCAACCAGAAUGAAACCACGGUAACAAUCAAAGAUGAUGGAGAUAAGCCUAUUAUUAAGUUUCCUGAGACCAGAUUUAGCAUUAAUGAACCCAAGAAUAUAGACGAUGUAGCCAUAGUACGUAUUCCAGUCAUUAGAAUGGGAGACUUGUCGGAGACAUCUAUUGUCAGAGUUCACACUAAAGACGGCUCUGCCAAGAGUGGAGUGGAUUAUAAUCCAUUGUCAAGGGAUCUCGAAUUUGGUUUCAAUGUCUCUAAGCACAUUGUAGAAAUAGAAGUUCUAUAUGACGGUGAGAAAGAAUCGCGAGAAUCGUUCACCGUGCUGCUGAGAAUGGAUAUGAAUAUGGUAGCUGAUGUGCAGAUGAAUAAGGCUAUUGUAUAUAUUGAAGAAAUGAAUGAAAUGGCAAGUGUGACAUUCCCAACUAAUCCAAUAGUGACGUCACUUGCAAACUAUGAUACCACUGAAAAUCUCCUUACUGAUGGACCAAGAGCAGGCUAUCCAUUGGUUUGUGUCUCGCCAUGUAAUCCAAAAUACAGUAAUUAUGCACAGACUGGCUCUUUAUGUACUUCCCAAGGCAUUAAUGAUACAUUGACUGAGUUCCGUUGGCGAGUGGCUGCACCAAGCUCAGCUGAAGGUGUCUCCAAUUCAUUUAAAGAAGUAGAUAGUGAUACUUUUUUCUCUAGUACCAAAGGAAUCACUCUGGACAGUGUUUACUUUGGACCUGGUUCUCGUGUUCAGUGUUAUGCCAGAGCUGUUGGAAACGAUGACGAGAAAGGAUUAGAAUCCAAGAGUGAUACAAUUACCGUGGCCAUGGACGACGGUAUAUGUCCGCCAAGAGUAGUUGGUGCAGUAGGAGCUGAACCGUUUACUGCUAAGCUGAGAUAUACUGGUCCCGAUGACCCUGACCAUCCCAAUAUGAUACGAGUGACUGUCACAAUGCCGCAUACAGGUAUGUCAUUUGUUUGUCACAAUUAUGUAAUCAUAGAACACAGUGCAACACAUGAAAAAAUAUUCUCUCAACUCAACUUGAUGAAGAUGAUGAAGACACAUUCUACCCAAACUGCGUUACUUUGCUGUGUGUUGGACUUAAUACAAUCAUACGUAACUCUGAGAGUACCAUUAUACGUAUCUUAUAUAUUUCAUUCGCCCGUGGCUGUUGGUGGGUGGCAACAUUUCGAUUUGCAAUCGCAAUUAAUGCUUACAUUCGUGUAUGACACUGCUAUACUCUGGGAGGACGGUAUCGGAACACCACCCGAUUCCACUCUACAAGGAUUCCUGUACCCUACAAGCAUGCGUAUUAACGAAGAUGGACGGCUUGUCGUAAACUUCAGAACGGAAACCCGGUUUAGAGGAUUGUUUGUUUCAAGCCAUCAAAGUACAAGUCUAACUUCCAUGGUGAUGUCGCCUGACAACAGUGACUUGACAUUUUUGUUGGAGUUAAUAAGAUCAGAACCAACAUACGCUCAACCAGAACAAACAUGGCAGUUUACGUCAGACUAUGCUGUGAAAGAUUACAGUGGGGAUUACAUCAUAAAACUUGUGCCGUGCACAACAACCAAUGAUAUUGAAUACAGCUUACCCCCCAUAUGUAAUCCUAGAGAUCCCAUCACCUUUCAACUACCAAUCCGAUUCCAACAAGUCAGCGAUCCAGUUCCUGCCAGGUUUAGUCUGGAUACACAAUUCUUUCUGCUUUCUAAAGAGGAUCUCUGGCUAUCUGAUGGUUCCAUGGGAUUUGGCGCAGAAAGUGACGCAGCUUUCUCAGAAGGCGAUACAAUGUAUGGAAGAAUAAUGGUGGAUCCAGUACAGAAUCUUGGAGACUCGUUCUUUGUUACUUUAGAGAAGUUAUAUCUGUGCACCGGAUCGGAUGGUUAUGUUCCGAAAUAUGACCCAGCAAACCAAGAAUACGGAUGCGUAGCCGACUCUCCGACAUUGCUUUAUAAUUUCAAAAUAUUGGACAAAGGAGCUCCUAAUACGGUGACAAGAGAAUUCAGUAGUGUUCCUUUUGAUGCACACUUAGCCGUAGAUGACCCCGCCGCUUUGCCGCUAGCGAAGCAACCUGGUUCUGAUGGAUUCAAAAUGAGUUGUAAUCCACUAUUCAAGGUUUCUUCUGGUCGUCAGUGGUACUUGCAUGCGAUCUACACUGUAAGGUCAGCUGACAAUGCCAAUAGAGGUAUCGGCAAGCGCAGUGUGGAAAUGCACAGCAUUGCAGAAGCACCACAAGAAACGCAACGUUAUAAACGUGAACUGGAAGACGUCAAAGAAAUAGGCACCGACGGCAAAGGAACAAACAUGCACAUGAUCUCGUUGAACCAUACCGAUAAAAAUUACGUCGGUAACGAUUUGGUCCUCGGUGGUGAAUAUGAAAUUAGUCAGAACACGUCGAAAAAUCCAGUUCCAGUUGUUCCAAUUGUUGCUGUACUUUGCGCGCUGGGUUUAGUUCUUUUAAUAGUAAUCAUCAUAGUUGUAUUUCAGAGGCGAAGACAUAAGCGUAGUUACGAACCAACUAAACCCGUUAGUGUUAUAACCCCUAAUGGCAAUGCCAAGGUGGUAGAUAUAAAUAGAUAUCAAAAUAACGAUAAGACAGAAGUAUAA